Coregonus clupeaformis (lake whitefish) is the source of this 4089-nucleotide messenger RNA. RefSeq names its product E3 ubiquitin-protein ligase TRIM39-like. The record is from RefSeq and is a predicted model, not a curated record. Gene Ontology annotation, molecular function: zinc ion binding; protein binding. Bases 991 to 2802 code for a protein of 603 amino acids. The transcript has a single exon. NCBI's taxonomy places the organism in Eukaryota, Metazoa, Chordata, Actinopteri, Salmoniformes, Salmonidae.
CUCCAUCUUUUUCUCUCUGCCCUCUCAUGGGAUUUCACUGACCUGAAGCCUUGUCACCCUGUUUCUCUGUAAGAGGGUUUCAGGCAGCUCUCUGUCUGGUCUUGCUCCUCAUAAAUGGCACCAUGGAAAACUCACACCACCUGGUCUGCCCUCUGUGGAAAAUAGGAUUUUACCCCAUAAAACAGUAACCUUGUCAGGGUUUAUAGUGUGUGUGAUCACAGAGCAGUGUUCAUGUCAGGUGGUUCCUGGUUCUAUCAUUCAGAGAGAGGGAAGAGAGGAGGGGGAGUUACAGGUGAGUUUAGUAUGAGAAAGAGAGGUUAACUCUUCCUGCAGAAUGUAUUGUGUUCUCUCCUGGCAGUCUGAUGAUGGGAGCUGGUGCUGUAGUGCGGGUGUGUAUGUUAGUGUGUUUUUGAUUGGUGCCUGCAUGGCCUGUGAAUGCCAGGCUGUGGGAGUGGAGAGCAAUGGGGGUCAAAGACAAACUGCCCUCAGUCAUCUACACAGUGUGUGUGUGUGUUGACUGCAGUGAUUCAAACAUUGUGAUUCUAGGAAUAGUAAUGUGAAAGCUGUAUUGACUUUAGUCCUGGUUUAUUCAAUACUGUUUUAAUCAAUGACAUUUAAAAAUAAUCAGUUCCAAAGUUCAGCCAUGUAAAGGGUUAACUGUUCCAGGAAGAGAACCACACAGCAGUAUCUGGUGGGGAGGAGCAUUAUUAACGUCACUUUGCUGAACUGAAACUAAAGUAGAGAGACAUAUAGUACAGUAUAUUGUGUACAGGACCAAACUCUCCAGCACCUCAGAAAUCUCUAUUAAAUAGCUAUACAUUCAGACUAUAUGCUGACUCUCCUACCCUUUGACACCACAAACAGAAAGGACAGAGAUAUCAUCCACCAAAAACAUUCAGGUGAGUAGAAAGAUUGACAUGGAAAGUUAAGUUGAAGCUUUACUGUGUUUACCGUGUAUAUUUCCUGAUUUAUUUAUCCAGAUUCUACGGUAUGCUUCACUUUUUAUCCUACAGUUAUAGGACUUAUCUAUGUUAUAACAUAAUGUAUCAAGAUUCGGUAAUAUCAUCACAUAAGACAAUGUUGACAACUCUAAAGCUGAAUAUAUCAAGAGCUGACGGAUUCCAAAUGUUUUAUGGUAUCACCUUUGGUCUCUGUCUAGAUAUGGCCACCUCCAGCAGUCUCCUGUCUGAAGAGCAGUUCCUGUGCUCUAUCUGUCUGGAUGUGUUCACUGAGCCUGUCUCUAUUCCAUGUGGACACAACUUCUGCAAGGCCUGUAUCAGUGGAUACUGGGAUACCAGUGACCUGUGCCAGUGUCCAAUGUGUAAAAAAACAUGUGAUAAGAGACCAGAUCUGUUUGUCAAUACUUUCAUUUCUGAGAUGGCUGCUCAGUUCAGGCAGACAGUUGAAGUGAAAGUUACCAGCAGCUCAGACCAAUGCCUUGCCAUAAUUGUAGAAGUGUCCUGUGACAUCUGCACUGGGAAGAAGCUCAAGGCCCUGAAGUCCUGUCUGGUGUGUCUGACCUCUUACUGUGAGACUCACCUGGAGCCUCAUCAGAGAGUCGCAGCCUUAAAGAGACACAAGCUGAUCAACCCUUUGGAGAACCUGGAAGACAGGAUGUGUAAGAAGCACGACAGACCUCUAGAGCUGUUCUGUAGGAGGGACCAGAUGUGUGUGUGUCAGUUCUGCACUGAGACAGACCACAUGACUCAUGACACUGUCCCUCUAGAGGAAGAGUAUGGAGAGAGGAAGGCUCAGUUGGGGAAGACUGAGGCAGAAGUACAGCAGAUGAUCCUGGAGAGACUGCAGAAGGUUCAGGAGAUCAAACACUCAGUAGAUCUCAGCAAGAAAGAUGCAGAAAGAGAGAUAUCAGACAGUGUGCAGGUCUUCACUGAUCUGGUGCGCUCCAUUGAGAGAAGCCAGGCUGAGCUCAUUGAUGUGAUUGAGGAGAAGCAGAAAGCAGCAGAGAGGCAGGCUGAAGGGCUCAUUAAAGAGCUGGAGCAGGAAAUCACUGAGCUAAAGAGGAGAAGCACUGAGCUGGAGCAGCUCUCACACACUGAGGACCACCUACACCUCCUCCAGAGCUUCCCAUCCCUGGGCACCCCUCCACCCACCAAGGACUGGUCUGAGAUCAGUGUUCACAGUGAUCUGUGUGUGGAGACUGUGAGGAGAGCUGUGUUUCAGCUGGAGGAGACACUGAAUAAAGAGAUUGAGAAGCUGCCUGAAGUCAAACUGAAGAGGAUUCAGCAGUAUGCGGUGGAUGUGACUCUGGAUCCUGAUACAGCACAUCCCUACCUCAUCCUUUCUGAAGAUGGGAAACAAGUGAGAUAUGGAGACACACUGACGAAUCGUCCUAAUACCCCAAAGAGGUUUGAUAUAAUUGUAAAUGUCUUAGGAAAGGAGGGCUUCUCUUCAGGGAGAUUGUACUAUGAGGUGACAGUCAAGGGGAAGACUGACUGGGAUUUAGGAGUGGCCAGAGAGUCCAUCAACAGGAAGGGGACUAUCACACUGAGCCCUAAGAAUGGAUACUGGACUGUAUGGCUGAGGAAUGAAAAUGAGUACAGGGCUCUUUCUAGCCCUAGUGUCCCCCUCUCCCUGAUAGAGAAGCCCCAGAAGGUGGGAGUGUUUGUGGAUUAUGAGGAGGGUCAGGUCUCCUUUUAUGAUGUGGAGGCCAGGUCUCAUAUCUACUCUUUCACUGGCUGUACCUUCACAGAGAAACUAUAUCCAUACUUCUGUCCCUAUUUGAAUGAAGGUGGUAAAAACUCUGCCCCUCUGAUCAUCACUCCUGUCAAUCAGACAGAAUGACUUUUAACCUGAAAAUCUAACUGACCAGUCACAUUUGUUAAUUUAGAAUGAAUCAUUAACAUGAUGAUUAUCCAGCAGCAAUGUAAUAUAUUACCAAAUCUCUCCGUGCUCAUAAUAAAAUAUUUUUUGUGAUACAAUUUUCACACAACAUAAAAAAAUGAACAUCAACAAACAAAGCAGACACAACAAACACAGUCAACACCACACAAUGUCACUCAUAAAGUAUGACUUCACAUCUGGGAGUUACAUUUCAGAUGAGGUUCUAAUCAUUACAUCAUAUCAGCACUACAUGCUGUGUGUUUGUUGCUAGUUAUUGUUUGCACUGUAUAUCUCUGUUGAUCCUGACUAGCUCUAAUGAAAACUGUGCAUGGAGUAAAAUUGUAAUAAAUGAAAUCAAUUUGAAUAGAGAUGAAAUUGGCAUUCUAUCUAGUACUGUCCCACAUUUUUUAGAAUAGUGAUGUCUAUGAAAUCAGUUUGGAAUAGUGGCAGAAUGCUAACGGGUUGAUAUCAUAUGGAAAUGUACAGUAUGUGGUAGUUGAUGUAAUUGAAUGCAUAAUUGGCCCUGUGAGGCUCAGUUGGUAGAGCAUGGUGCUUGCGAUACUGAGGUUGUGGGUUCAAUUCCCACAGGGGACCAGUAAGAAAGAAAAUAUAUAUGAAAAUGUAUGCACUUACUACUGUAAGUUGCUCUGGAUAAGAGCUUCUGCAAAAUGUGAUUACAUUGGAUAUACUUUUAGUAAAAAAGGAACAUCUACCUGAUGAUAUGGUUGUGUGUAAUGGUCUGUUUAUUUUGUGGUUUUGCUGUCUCAUCACCACAAUGAUCAAAUAUCAAUUUUCCCGCUUAAAGGCCCAGUGCAGUCAAAAACUUUAUUUUCCUUUGUUUUAUAUAUAUUUCUACACUAAGGUUAGAAUAAUUCUGUGAAAAUUAUUCAUGCCCUUUUAGUGUAAGAGCUGUUUGAAAAGACCAUCUGAAAUUUCAGUCUGUUUUGCCUGCCUGGUGACAUCAAGAGGCGGUAAAUUAGUGAAUAGACCAAUAAGAAAGAGUUCCUCUCUGCCAAUAACAGCUAGUUUUCAGUUUUUCCACUCCCACUCAGACCACUCCCAGACAGUCCUAUUAAAAUUCUUAUUUGAGAAAUUGCUCUUUGCUAAGAAGCUAUUUUUGUUUCUUUUUGACCAUUGUAAUUUAAAAUAAUCUCAGUACUGUACUUAAUUGUUACCCAGAAAUGAUUUGAUAUUGAGAUAAAAACAACUGCAUUGGACCUUCAACAAAUAAAGGCACCUGCUAUGUCA